This is a messenger RNA of Meleagris gallopavo (turkey), 1167 nucleotides long. Lineage: Eukaryota; Metazoa; Chordata; Aves; Galliformes; Phasianidae. The record is from RefSeq and is a predicted model, not a curated record.
CCAGCACCAAUAGCUGCAGGAACAGGCCCUAAUUUCUCCCUCUCAGAUUUGGAAAGUUCUUCAUACUACAGCAUGAGCCCAGGAGCAAUGAGGAGGUCUUUACCUAGCACAUCCUCUACCAGCUCUACAAAACGUAUCAAAUCUGUGGAGGAUGAGAUGGACAGUCCUGGUGAGGAGCCGUUCUAUACAAGCCAAGGGCGCUCUCCAGGAAGUGGCAGCCAGUCAAGUGGAUGGCAUGAAGUGGAGCCAGGAAGAGGAAACUCACUGGUCAAACCCUUGGACACCAGAAUAGUUGCAUGCAGUUUCCCAGGGAGCCAGAUAGCUCUAAAGCUUCCCAGAUAUCUAAGAAACCCCGAACACCGCGGAGCACUACAUGGAAUGCCAUCGCCAACUGCAUUAAAGAAGUCAGAGAAGUCUGGUUUCAGCAGUCCCUCGCCUUCGCAGACCUCCUCCCUUGGAACGGCUUUCACACAGCACCAUCGACCUGUCAUUACAGGACCCAGAGCAAGUCCACAUGCAACACCAUCGACUCUUCAUUUUCCAACAUCACCCAUUAUCCAACAGCCUGGGCCAUACUUCUCACACCCAGCAAUCCGCUAUCAUCCUCAGGAGACUCUGAAAGAGUUUGUCCAACUUGUCUGCCCCGACGCUGGUCAGCAGGCUGGACAGCCCAAUGGUAGCAGCCAAGGCAAGGUGCACAAUCCAUUCCUUCCUACCCCAAUGUUGCCACCACCACCUCCGCCACCAAUGGCUAGGCCUGUGCCUCUGCCAGUGCCAGACACAAAACCUCCAACUACAUCAACAGAAGGAGGGGCCACCUCUCCCACUUCUCCAACCUACUCGACACCCAGCACCUCCCCCGCAAACCGAUUCGUCAGUGUUGGACCACGGGAUCCAAGCUUUGUAAAUAUCCCUCAACAGACUCAGGUGGGCCGCUUUCAACUUCUCUGUAUGCCUGCAGCCUCUUCUUCUUCAGUGUCCUCUAACGUGUCCCCGCGGAGCCAGCUGCAUUGCCGCUGUCACUUCACCCACAUGGUCUCAGUAACUACAGUGAAAUGUCACUUGCAGUUUGUUUGUCUGUUGUGUUUUUUUUUGGGCUUACGUAGCAAUAACGCUGCUUUUGUGACUGGAAAGAUCUCUCUCGCUUUCUAAGAUAUUGCUGCUAGU